AUGUCGCACCAACAGGGUUACGGACAGCCACCUCAGCAAGGAAUGGUUUCUCAAAAUGACUCGGGAGCUUUCCAAGGCGGUCGCUUCAGCAUCGCCCAUCGCGACACCAACGCCGUGCUCAACAUCGAUCUUCAACAAGGCACCACCGUGCGUUCCAAAUCCGGAGCCAUGAUUCACAUGUCAAGCACCGUGGAAAUAACGGGCAAAUCCAAGUUCUCUUUCGGAAAGCUUUUCACGGGAGGCAACAUGUAUGAAUCUCUGUAUGCUGGACCAGGUCGUGUCGCGCUCGGCCCAACACUCUUUGGCGAUAUCAUCUCUUUGCACGUUGAUGGUAACCAAUCUUGGACCAUUGGCAAAGACUCUUUUCUCGCCAGUACUUCUGAAGUGACCAAGAAAAGAGAGACCCAGGGACUUGGCAAGGCCUUGUUCUCUGGUGAGGAUCUCUUUGUUUUUCGUGUCGAGGGUCAAGGUAUCAUGUGGCUCACGAGCUUUGGUGCCGUUGACAAACUAGAUCUACAAGCAGGCGAGCAGCAUAUUGUAGACAAUGGCCACCUCGUGGCAUGGAGCUGCAACUAUGCAAUCGAAAAGGCUGGAGGAGGAGCCAUGAGCGGCAUGAAGACAGGAGAGGGUUUGGUAUGCCGCUUCACUGGUCCUGGUUCUGUCUAUGUGCAGACUCGAAAUAUGGAUGAGUUCCAGUCUUUCAUCAAAUCAACUGUGGGAGCUUCCUAG
Messenger RNA from Fusarium pseudograminearum CS3096, 729 nucleotides. RefSeq lists its product as uncharacterized. The record is from RefSeq and is a predicted model, not a curated record. Lineage: Eukaryota; Fungi; Ascomycota; Sordariomycetes; Hypocreales; Nectriaceae. Bases 1 to 729 code for a protein of 242 amino acids. The transcript has 2 exons.